AUGGCGCUGAGCUGGCUGCUUCUCAGUGCGGCCACGCUCCUGGGCGCGGGGGCGGAGAUCACCAUCAGCCCGGAGCCCGCGCAGCCGGCCGAGGGGGACAACGUGACGCUGGCGGUGCGGGGCCUGAGCGGCGAGGUGCUGGCCUACAGCUGGUACGCGGGCGCCGAGCCCAGCCUGGCGCGCCUGGUGGCCAGUUACAUCGUGAGCACCGGCGACGAGACGCCGGGCCCGGCCCACACCGGCCGCGAGAGCGUGCGCCCCGACGGCAGCCUGCACCUGCGGGCCGCGCUGCCCGCGCACUCGGGCGCCUACACCCUGCAGACACUCAACAGGCAGCUGCAGACCGAGCUGGGCCACGGCCGCCUGCAGGUCUAUGAGAUCCUGGCCCCGCCCGUGGUGGUGGCCAACAGCACGGAGCUGGUGGAGCGGCGGGACGCCCUGCGCCUGGAGUGCAGCAACCCGAGCCCCGCCGACGUGCGCUGGUUCUUCAAUGGCGAGGCUCUGCCGGUGACCCUGCGCCUCGGCCUGUCCCCCGACGGCCGCGCGCUCAGCCGCCACGGGGUGCGCAGGGAGGAGGCGGGCGCCUACCAGUGCGAGGUGCGGAACCCGGUCAGCAGCAGCCGCAGCGCGCCCCUCAACCUCACCGUGUACUUCGGGCCGGAGCGGGUGGCCAUCCUGCAGGACUCCACCACUCGCACAGGCUGCACCAUCAAGGUGGAUUUCAACAGCUCGCUCACGCUGUGGUGCUCCUCACGCUCCUGCCCAGAGCCCGAGUACCUGUGGUCCUUCAACGGCCGUGCCCUCCCCAACGGCCGGGACCAUGUCAACAUCAGCAGCAUGACGGCCGCCCAGGAGGGCACCUACACCUGCAUCGCCAAGAACCCCAAGACCCUGCUCUCGGGCUCUGCCUCCGUGGUGGUCAAGCUCUCGGCGGCCACAGUGGCCAUGACGAUCGUGCCGGUGCCCGGGAAGCCCACGGAGGGCCAGGACGUGACGCUGACGGUGCAGGGCUACCCCAAGGACCUGCUGGUGUACGCCUGGUACCGCGGGCCCGCCGCCGAGCCCAACCGGCUGCUCAGCCAGCUGCCGUCGGGGAACUGGAUCGCGGGCCCGGCGCACAGCGGCCGCGAGGUGGGCUUCGCCAACUGCUCGCUGCAGGUGCAGAAGCUCAACCUGACCGACGCCGGGCGCUACACGCUCAAGACCGUCACCCUGCAGGGCAAGACUGAGGCCCUGGAGGUGGAGCUGCAGGUGGCCCUGCUGGAGUAACCUGGAGGCCCCAGGGACAUCCGCAGAGAAGAGCAGCACCUUCCUGAGCUCCCGGCCCUGGGCCCACGCGCGAGUCCUGUCUCCUCCCACCCUAGAUAGAGCAGACCAGCCACCCUCUUCCAUGGAGC
Molecule: messenger RNA, 1397 nt
Organism: Erinaceus europaeus (western European hedgehog)
Lineage: Eukaryota; Metazoa; Chordata; Mammalia; Eulipotyphla; Erinaceidae
Gene: CEACAM16
Product: CEA cell adhesion molecule 16, tectorial membrane component
Exons: 6
Coding region: 1-1269 (422 amino acids)
Source: RefSeq, a predicted model, not a curated record